AGGUUCAACCUUGCACAUGAAGUUGAUGGACGGAGGAAAUCACUCAGCGGUGUCUGAAUUUGUGUUGCUGGGACUCACCAGUUCUUGGGAGCUUCAGAUUCUCCUUUUUGUGUUCUUCACAAUAUUUUAUGUAGCAAGUAUGCUGGGAAACCUUCUCAUUGUGCUCACCAUCAUCUCAGACCAUCACUUACACUCCCCAAUGUAUUUCUUGCUGGCAAAUCUCUCCUUCAUUGACACGGGUGUGUCCAGCAUCGCCACUCCAAAGAUGAUUUAUGACCUGUUCAGAAAGCAUAAAGCCAUCUCCUUGAAAGGGUGCAUCACACAGAUGUUCUUCAUUCACACUGUGGGAGGGACAGAGAUGGUGCUGCUCAUUGUCAUGGCCUAUGACCGAUACGUGGCAAUCUGCAAGCCCCUCCACUACCUGACCAUCAUGAGCCUAAGAAUGUGCAUUUCUCUUCUGACUGUGGCUUGGACCAUUGGACUUAUCCACUCUGUAGUCCAACUGGCUUUUGUUGUAAACUUGCCCUUUUGUGGAAGCAACAAAAUGGAUAGCUUUUACUGUGAUUUUCCCCGGUUUAUCAAACUUGCAUGUACAGAUACAUACAGACUGGAGUUUCUGCAUGACGUAGCCCCAGAUAAAUUUAGAUCAGUGGAUAUGACUUUGGAAAUCAAACACAAAAAACUAGCUUUACGGCUUGUGGUGGGAGGUUGCACGGUUGUGGCGAUUGAAAUGAGGGGCUUGGUGGUCUAG
Molecule: messenger RNA, 751 nt
Organism: Ictidomys tridecemlineatus (thirteen-lined ground squirrel)
Lineage: Eukaryota; Metazoa; Chordata; Mammalia; Rodentia; Sciuridae
Source: RefSeq, a predicted model, not a curated record